UUCUAGAUUCUUAUAAUCAGUCCAGCUAUAGCAGUUUCAAACUUGUUGACUUGAGACCAUACUCAUCAGCAUACUCCUGAUAGUCGGCGAAAACCCCCAUAAAAACAAAAAGCACAACAACAAAAUUGUUGUAAAUACAGGCAGCCAGAGAUUUUUUAAUGACGUAACAACCUGCUGUAUUCGGUAUCAGUGCGAGGUAGUAGUAGCAGCAGAGUCCAAAAAAACAGAAACUCAAUUAAGCAACAGUUAAAUUAAGUAGGUUUCAAGUUCAAGGCUGACAGUAACGUUGCAGACUCAUUGAAGUUAAAACAAAUAUACAUACAUACUAUAUUUUGUACAGAAAGUCAUUGUACUGUCAGAGCAUCACUAAAGCAGCGUUUGCAGCAGAGACAGAGAAACAAAAAUCGUUUAAAUUUAAUUAACAAACAACAAAGCAAACAUGUCUUUAUCAUUUGAAGCUGCCUCUAACGAAGGACCCGGCUAUGUUGGUAUUCGCUUUUGUCAAGAAUGCAACAACAUGUUGUAUCCCAAGGAGGAUAAGGAGAGUAAAAUCCUAAUGUAUGCCUGUCGUAAUUGUGACUAUCGUCAGGAAGCCGAUUCCAAUUGUAUUUAUGUGAAUAAAAUUAUGCACGAAAUCGAUGAAUUAACUCAUAUUUGCCCCGAUGUCAUCUCGGAUCCCACUUUGCCACGCACCGAAGAUCAUGAGUGCCCUAAGUGUGGUCAUCGUGAGUCGGUAUUUUUCCAGGCUCAAACUCGACGCGCUGAAGAGGAAAUGAGAUUGUACUAUGUUUGUACCAAUCAAAAUUGUACCCAUCGUUGGACUGAGUAAACGAUGUGAUGCUAUAAGGGGGGUGGGGACAUAUAUUUAAUGGUUUUUGUUGGUUUAUUAAUUUUUAGCUUUUGUCUUCAAAUUUUUAGGUUUUAAUAUCUUUUACAAAAAUUUAAUUUAAAUUCACUAAUAUAAGUUUCUGUACAUCUCAAAAUGAAUUAAAUAUUCAAUUCAAUUUUUUUACUUAUAAAAUUCAGACUUCAUACAAUUGUUGUAUUCACAACCUGUUUUGUAUCGUUUUAUUAACAUUCUGUCAGUCUACGAUACGACACAUUUUUACAUUCAACCAUUAAAUUGUUUCCUUUUCCCAAUUAAAGACUUUUUAAGUCUUUCAUAAACUCGGAUCGAUUUUUUUCUAAAGUUUAUAUAAACUCAUUUCUUUAUCUAUUUGUGUAACUCUAUUAUGUGUUUUUUCUAAAUUUAAAUAAAUCGAUUCUUGAGCGCAUAA
Molecule: messenger RNA, 1277 nt
Organism: Lucilia cuprina (Australian sheep blowfly)
Lineage: Eukaryota; Metazoa; Arthropoda; Insecta; Diptera; Calliphoridae
Gene: RpII15
Product: DNA-directed RNA polymerase II subunit RPB9
Exons: 2
Coding region: 440-829 (129 amino acids)
Biological process (GO): transcription-coupled nucleotide-excision repair; DNA-templated transcription; transcription initiation at RNA polymerase II promoter
Cellular component (GO): RNA polymerase II, core complex
Molecular function (GO): nucleic acid binding; DNA-directed RNA polymerase activity; zinc ion binding
Source: RefSeq, a predicted model, not a curated record